Messenger RNA from Drosophila mauritiana, 1061 nucleotides. RefSeq lists its product as uncharacterized. The record is from RefSeq and is a predicted model, not a curated record. Gene Ontology annotation, cellular component: membrane; septate junction. Lineage: Eukaryota; Metazoa; Arthropoda; Insecta; Diptera; Drosophilidae. The transcript has a single exon. The coding region runs from base 84 to 878 and encodes 264 amino acids. Gene Ontology annotation, biological process: septate junction assembly; regulation of tube size, open tracheal system.
ACCAUUUUGAGUGCAACGGUCACACUUUAGGGCGUGUUAUUUUCUAAGCUGGCUUUUUAACUAUAUUUUAAUAGGAAGAACAAAUGGGUGCGUCCAACCGCAUUUUACAAGUUGCCGUUAGCGCGUCCGUGUUUUCCCUAAUAUGUUUUGUUAUCGCGUUUUCCACGCCCUAUUGGCUGGUUACAGACGGUAGAUUACAAGACCCGCGAUUCACUAACCUAGGCCUUUGGGAAGUUUGUUUCAACAACUUCCAGGACAUACACCGAUUUUUUGACAAUUCCUUUAACGGAUGCCUAUGGGUUUUCGAAGAGGAAUAUUACAUCAUACACGACUUCCUCCUGCCUGGCUUCUACAUAUCCGUUCAACUUUUUGCUACGCUAUGCUUUGUAAUGUGCCUUGUUGUUAUACCACUCACUGCAGCAUUUCUUCGCACUUCUCGCGACGAUGACAGGUACAUGGUGCUCCUGCUGGCAAUAGGAUCAUGCCAGGUUGUGGGCUCUGUGUUCGGGUUUAUUGCUGUGGUCAUUUUUGGCGCAAAAGGAGAUUCUCGGGAUUGGAUGCCAGGAUGGCAGAACAACGAUAUGGGCUGGUCAUUUGCUCUGGGCGUUGUUGGCGCUGUGCUGCUACUGCCGGCUGGCGUACUCUACCUGGUAGAAGCGCGUCGGGAAAGGUACAAGCGCCUAAACGAAAUCAGCAAUCGGGAGAUCAGUGAAUACGGUGAUGAGUAUUACCAGAAUCAGGCAUCCCCCGCAGUGCUUCCGACCGCUCCGUCGCCAUAUCAAUCCUAUUUUGCAUCCGAGCCAAGCCGACCAAGAAGACCCCAACAAAGUAGUGCAUCGAAUUCCGCUGUACAAGGAGGAAUUCAAACAGAUAUAUAAAUCAAAAAGUUAAAGAUAAUGAAUUCGAAGGAAUUUUCCGUCCAUUUACACAAUAUUUUAUAAUAAUUUACAAAUAUACAAAUAUAUACGAUAUAAGGUAGAAUAGUCAUUUCCCUAAAUCGACUACUAAUGCUUUUAAAAUGUAUCGAAUUCGAAGGUAAUAAAUAUUUGUCAAAUAAUUUA